AAAAAGUGAAGAAUCGGUGAGAGAGGAGAGAAGAGGGUAAAAAAGUUAACCGGUAUAACCGGGUGUAGCCGGUGGAAGUGGGGGAGAGGAAUUUGAGUUUUGGGUUUCAGAAAAAACGGGAAAGUAUAUCAAGGGGUCUGAAGGACAACAGGGCUUUUUGGCAGAGACCGAAAAAUUGUUAGCCACUCUCUCUCUCUCUCUUUCUCACCUUUUAUCUUCUUCUUUCUUUCACCUCCAAAUUUUUGGUUUUUCUUUUGAGUAAUUAGUGGUGGAAACGGCAAGCUUAGCUCUCAGUCUCCGGUGAUUUUUCCUGGUGAUAUAUAUAUUUGUGUAUAUAUUUUAACCAAAAAAAAAAAAUUGUCAUUUUGUUAGUUUUUGUUUUUAUCAUUUGCAGUGGUAAGGUAGAAAUUAAGUGAGAAAGUGAGUGAAUUAAUUUACAGAAAGAAAAAGGAAAGGUGUGGGACCGAUCGAAAUGGAGUUCGAAGAUCAAGAAGAACACGAGGAAGAGAUGGAGUUGGCGGCGAGUUACGACUCCCUCGGCAACUCAGGAACUCGGGUGAAAAUGCCAACACCAGGAGGCGGUGGAACGGAAGGUGGAGGAGCAGCGGCUCAAGCUCAGCCGAGGAAGCCCAGGUACAGAGAGUGCCUCAAAAACCACGCCGUCGGAAUCGGAGGCCAUGCCCUCGACGGCUGCGGGGAGUUCAUGGCCGCAGGAGCUGAAGGCUCCCUCGACGCUCUCAAAUGCGCCGCCUGUAACUGCCACCGUAACUUCCACCGAAAGGAGACAGAUUCCGCUUCCGCCGCGGGAGGAGGGGUUGGGCUCGGAGACCCAUACAGCCUGGUACCCCACUAUGCCCCACCGCAAUUCUCGCCGUAUUACCGAACACCAACGGGGUACCUCCACGUGGCGCCACACCAUAGGCCUUUGGCGUUGCCGUCGACGUCAGGAGGCGGAGGCAGUCACAGCCGCGAAGACCAAGAGGAUAUAUCGAAUCCGAGCGGCGGAGGAGGAGGUGCUGGAGCAGGAAGCGGAGGAUUCGGGUCGUCGGCGAAGAAGAGGUUUCGGACGAAGUUCACGCAGGAGCAGAAGGACAGGAUGCUGGCUUUGGCGGAGAGGCUGGGAUGGAGGAUUCAGAAACAAGACGAGGCGGUGGUCCAGCAGUUCUGCAACGAGACAGGGUUGAAGCGUCACGUGCUCAAGGUUUGGAUGCAUAACAACAAGCACACUUGGGGAAGAGACUUCAUUUCGGGUUUGGAAGCAUUCUCUGGAUGUUAUUCAAUGAGGUUGGACCAGGAAUUCCCAUUUGAAGGGUUUUGAUAUAAAAGAGGUGGGAUUGUUUUGGAGUCCCUUUAAUAGUCCUAAAUAAGGUGUUUGGUGUUUCAAGUUUUGCUAACAAGUUAUACUUUUAUUGGUAUUUUUUUUUUUUUUUAUAUAUAUUUGCUUAUUUAAUUUUUCUGAUAGUUUUAAGCUUACCUUACCUGCAAGUAAAAAAAUAAGCUCUUGAUGAUCAUGAAGAUGCUUUGCUUGUUUUGGGGGAACCGCUGUACCAGUUAAAGCUGAGCGAUAGACUGUGGUCCACAUUUGGAAAUCAUGGUCAAAGUUAGCUGGAUAUCAGACAGUAAAUCAAAAAUCAUCAUCUAUUUCAAAGAAUAUGCUUAAUUUGAUUUAAAUGUCUUUGUUCUUAAUUUGGAUAUAUUCAAAGAAAUUGAAUCGGGAAAGUAUCUCGAACUAGUUAAAAUGUCAUCAUUAUAUAUCUAUAUAUAUAUAU
Messenger RNA from Ziziphus jujuba (common jujube), 1769 nucleotides. Its product is annotated as zinc-finger homeodomain protein 1. Lineage: Eukaryota; Viridiplantae; Streptophyta; Magnoliopsida; Rosales; Rhamnaceae. Gene Ontology annotation, molecular function: transcription cis-regulatory region binding; DNA-binding transcription factor activity. The record is from RefSeq and is a predicted model, not a curated record. Gene Ontology annotation, cellular component: nucleus. Gene Ontology annotation, biological process: regulation of DNA-templated transcription; regulation of developmental process. The coding region runs from base 473 to 1318 and encodes 281 amino acids. The transcript has 3 exons.